AUGAAGACGGGCCUUUUGCUUACGGUUGCGGCGGUGACGCUGGCGUUGACUCCUGUCGUGCCUCGGGGCGACGACAUCGAGGCCUACCAGCGGGUCGGCGGCGUUGCCGACGUGGUGGCGUCGGUGGAAGACGUGGUGGACAAGCGUGACGUUGACGACGUCGAGGAAGUGUACGCCGUGACGGGGGUGAAGCGCGACGGCGACGACGACGGCGUCAUUGAAGAAGUGGAGGCUGUGGCUGAAGUCAAACGCUAG
Messenger RNA from Diutina rugosa, 255 nucleotides. RefSeq lists its product as uncharacterized. NCBI's taxonomy places the organism in Eukaryota, Fungi, Ascomycota, Pichiomycetes, Serinales, Debaryomycetaceae. Bases 1 to 255 code for a protein of 84 amino acids. The transcript has a single exon. The record is from RefSeq and is a predicted model, not a curated record.